This is a messenger RNA of Amblyraja radiata (thorny skate), 854 nucleotides long. RefSeq names its product sushi domain containing 3 (gene susd3). The record is from RefSeq and is a predicted model, not a curated record. Gene Ontology annotation, cellular component: plasma membrane. The transcript has 4 exons. NCBI's taxonomy places the organism in Eukaryota, Metazoa, Chordata, Chondrichthyes, Rajiformes, Rajidae. The coding region runs from base 119 to 697 and encodes 192 amino acids.
GCGGGAGGAAGUGCGAGGCGCUGGUUGUGGAGCGGACUCGCUGCUGUCGGCACCGACACCGACACCGACACGGACACGGACACGGACACGGGGAGGGAGGGAGCGUCUCGGACCCGCGAUGCAAACGACGGCGGCGCCGCGCGGGAACAACUCGGGGGUCGGGAUCCGCGAGGCCGCGAACAACCACAGAGCUGCUUUGAGAUAUGGAGACGUUGGUUUCAGAACGGCAGUAAUUGUCUCCAUUAUCAGCACAGCCGUUAUUUUAUUGAUGAGCAUGGUUUUUUUAACCAGUUGUCUUGUCAAAUGUGUGCGGAAAAAAGAACGACGGAAGCAUCAGAGAGACUUACAAACAUGGUGUCAGAUUGAAUGUAAUGUACUGGAUGAAUCGAGAGGCUUUUGCCAAGGAUACAAAGGCAGAAACAAUAACAACAACAAACUCCAGGAUAACAUAUUAAUUGAAGAAAUAGACAGUGGACUGGACAACAACAGAUUCUUCAGGAGUCCAGGGAAGAUGACAUUGGAGGCCCCACUGCACUGUGGUGUGAAGGCAUCACACCUGACGUUUCACCCUUGGAACGUGGACUUUUCCACAUCUACUGACUCUGGGAUUUUAUUGAGUUCUGUGACUGAGGAGCACAUUGUUGAAAUCGCAGUCGGAGACACGUCUGAGCUUUCUACAGUGAGACACCUCACCUGACCCUGGGUCUGUGUGAUGUUGCGACUGAUGCAGAGACACCCCGCCUGCCCGUGGGUGAUGUCACACAACUGCAGAUUGGACUUUUAUCAACGUUUUACUGACACAGCCUUUAUAUUAAAAAUGACAACCACCAUUUCAGAAAUCUAAUCAAUGAAAA